Messenger RNA from Lagenorhynchus albirostris (white-beaked dolphin), 492 nucleotides. RefSeq names its product piercer of microtubule wall 2 (gene PIERCE2). Lineage: Eukaryota; Metazoa; Chordata; Mammalia; Artiodactyla; Delphinidae. Gene Ontology annotation, cellular component: axonemal microtubule. The transcript is spliced from 2 exons. Gene Ontology annotation, biological process: axoneme assembly. The coding region runs from base 127 to 492 and encodes 121 amino acids. The record is from RefSeq and is a predicted model, not a curated record.
CCAGCCGACGGUUCGCCUUCUCUUUGCUGCUUUAAUUGGGUGUAGUAAAAGUCGGCGCUUGCUGGCCUUGCCAUCCGCUGCAGGAAAAGACUGCGUUUGCCGAAAAAAAUAAAGAAGAUAUCGAGAAUGACCGAGGGCGACUGGGAUAAGAAAAUUACUUCAGCUUCAAAUUCAGAAACAGAAAUGAAACCUGAACAACUGCCUCCUUGUGUGAACCCUGGCAAUCCUGUGUUUUCAUGUAUGUUGGACCCAAAGACACUCCAUACAGCUACCUCACUAUCAAAACCUAAGAUGAUUAUGUAUAAAACCAAUUCAAGUAAUUAUGGUGAAUUUUUAACCAUGCCACAGUUUUUCCCCUGCUAUUAUACUCCAAAGGACCAAGUAUUUUCAAGCAAUAUCAGAGCUACUGGAUUUUAUCAAAAUAACACUCUAAACACUGCGCCUGACAGAACAAGAACCCUUGAUUUUCCUAAUUUUCAACACACUCUAUGA